UCCCAUUCAUGUUUGAGUGUAUAUCACUUCAUCGCGGUGCAGACGACACUCGCAGGUCAACCGGGUUUGUUUACAGUUUGAAGGCAGAGGUUGUGGUGAGUGGUCGUGCGCUUGCGUUGUCGCGUCGUUGUUCGGUUCGCACGUCUCCAUGGUGAUGUUGUAACUUCAUGACAACCCCCAGUUAAAAAGAAAAGCAGACAUUUGGGUAUUCGUAUGCAGUUAAAGUGAACAUUUUUAUUGACUGAAAUUUUUGGUUUCCUAUUAAUUAAAGAAAAUCACCAGAAAGCUGUAGGUCGAAUACCGAGAUUGUGUAUGCCUGUUUCAAGUUGAAAUUGUUGUAGUGGUCAUACAAAAUAUUGUAUCUAUGUACUACUGUUAUACAACUUGUUGGACUUAUUAAAAACAAGAUCAUUUUUUAAUGUGCCAGUGAAUAAUGGUUUAACGUAAUCUUUAUCAUUUCGUUACGGGACGUUGAACAUUUUAAGAAUUGACGAUGGUGGUUACUGGUGAGAAUGAUCAACCUCUGGUUGAGGAGGAGGGCGCACACGCCAUUGUGACUCCAUCGAAAAGCACUCCUCCACCGGAAUAUGCACCGCCCGAGUAUACAGAGCCCCUCCCCAAUGCUGAAGCUGAAACUGAAGCUUCAGCAGUUGAAAAUGGGCACAUCCAGAUGAUGGAAGCAGAGGAACCCACUCUGGCCGAGAAGGUGGCGAUGCAGAACUAUGACGUUCCCGCCCACGUGCUCGCGUUUGUACCCCCCGACGGAGGAUGCCGCGCGUGGCUUGUCAUGAUUGCCUCUUUUGCAUGUAAUGGCAUCAUUUUUGGUACUAUCAACUCCAGUGGCCUUCUCUUUGAGAAGCUUCUUCAGAAACUGAAGGACGAUGGUGUGGAGAAUGCAGCUUUCAAGGCAUCGAUAGUGACGUCAUUAGCGAUCGGGUCGACGUUCUUCUUGUCGACUGUGGCAGGAAUCCUGACCGACAUUUUGGGCAUCCGCCUGACCACCUUCAUCGGCGGAGCUUUGGCCACUGCGGGGAUGUUCAUCUCCUCGUUCUUCUGCGACCAGGUGGAGGUCCUCAUGAUAACAUACGGACUGAUGUUUGGUGCCGGGGCAUCGUUUGCCUACACUCCAUCUCUGGUGAUCCUUGGGCAUUACUUCCAGCGAUGGAUGGGGCUGGUGAAUGGGUUCGUGACGGCGGGGUCCUCCAUAUUCACCAUAGCGUUGCCCUUCAUUCUUCCGUAUGUUCUGGAAACUGGGCUCCAGUUGACAUUCCAGGUGUUGGCAGGUCUCAAUGCAUUCUUGAUGGUUGCUGCAUUGGUGUUUAAACCACUAAUGCCAAUGUUGCCGCCGAACAGACCUCAGUAUGACAAUUCGUGCCAAGGACGUUGCAAGAGUUUCUGGUCAAGAAUCAUCAACUUUGAAAUAUGGAAAAAUAAGCGCUACGUCAUUUGGACUUUUGCCAUUCCUUCUGCGCUGUUUGGCUACUUUGUUCCCUAUGUUCACCUGGUUAAAUAUGUGAAACUUGUACUUGGUCCAGAUACAGAUUCGCAGAUUCUAGUGAUGUGUAUCGGUGCUACGUCUGGAUUAGGGAGGAUAAUAUUUGGCUUCAUAGCUGAUCGACCUUGGGUCAACCGGAUUAUCUUACAACAGGUAUCCUUUAUCUGUAUUGGCACAUUGACAAUGUUGCUGACUGCGUGCAAUGCCAUGCCUUUCUUCAUCAUCAUUGCCCUGGGUAUGGGCCUGUUUGAUGGAUGUUUCAUCUCACUGUUGGGACCAAUUGCCUUCGAUAUUGUAGGUGCUGCCAGUGCGUCACAGGCAAUUGGUUGUUUACUAACAAUGUGCUCAAUUCCCCUCACUACAGGGCCAGCUAUUGCAGGAGCUUUGUAUGAUCACUUGGACAGUUACCUAAUACCAUUCCUCUGUGCUGGCAUUCCUCCAAUUGUUGGUUCCUUGGUUCUGUUCUCUGUCAGCUGUGUGAAACAGCCACCUCCAGGAGCACCUGGAUCUCCAGUGAGAGAACCGCCAGAGAAGCAGAACAAUGCAACUGCGGUCGACGAACCAAAAGAGACCCACACGUUAAUGUCAGCUGGCAAACCAAAGAAGUCUCGGAGGGGAUUUAAAAUGUCGUCUCAGCCAAAAGAUUACCGCAUCAGCAAUGGUGACGUGAAAGAGCCCCGUCCCUUGUCAUCCUGCGGUUCAGACGACGCCGUUAAAGUUGAUGUUAGAAGAUUAGCAACACUUCAGAGAGAGAGUUGUGUAUAGCUACAUACAAGCAUUUAGGCUAAAUAUUUUCUCACUGCAAUCACAGUUUUAAUAUAAAUACAUAGCUAUUUAUUAUGCCUUAAACUUUCCACAAUGUACCAAAAGUAUAUUCAUUAAGAAUGAUGGGUUGUUCUUUGUUUGAACUGUAUUAUCACCCCCAAACGCUUUUGAACAUUUGGGAUACAUUAAGGGAUCAUUAUUACUCUGUAUAUGCUGUAUAUCAGAGGAUCUCGUUUUAAGAAACUUCCUUAAUGCUUAAAGGGAGCUUCAGGAAUCAGGAAAACUAGUACUGCAAUGUGUAGUUUUUAAAAUAAAACUUUUGAUUCUCAAAAUAUUUCCCAUAAAUACCAAAUUAAACAGUAAUGGUGUAUUGCAGUAUCCCCUUCGUUUUGACAAAGAAUGACCCAUUGUGCUGCCAGCAUUGCAAGGAAUUCCAUGAAAGAUUAUCUUGACUGAGAAAUCUGAAAACAUCGUAGAAUUAUUUCUUGUUUGAAAGGUUAAAUAUUUACUAUUUACUUUUUAAUAAACUGUUUUGUUUAUUUUAUACUGCGUUAGUUUUAUAACAUGCAGGUCUUCAAUAUUGGCUACACAGGCAAUCCCCGGGUUGCGCCAAAGUUGGCUUACGCCGUUCCGAGUUUAUGAAGCCCAUCCGAUGGAAUAAAUAUGGCUCCAAAUUGGCAAAAUGGUCAAAAUUUGGAGGUUUUUGAUGAAAAACUAUAAAAAUACAGAUUAUGUCGUUUUCAAGACACCCAAAGGAUUAAAAGUGAGGUUUUCUUAAAAUUUCCAGCAAGGUUUUCAGUUUUCGCUGAAGCCCUGUAACGGAAACCCUAUUGUAAACCGGGGACUGCCUGUACUUGUAUAAGUCAGUGGAACAUGAAAAAGAUUGAAACCUAAUAGUGGCUUUAGGAUGAGCCCUCUGUAUAAAAGUAAUUUAUACAUACUUUUAAUUUGGUUUUUGUAAGGUUGUUUAUAUCCUUUACAUGUUUUAUUAAGAGUAAAUUGAUCAUUAUUUCACAAGGCAUAACAGAUAAGAUUGUAUCCACAAUGCAAAUCUACUUUUGAACACCUUGGGUGAACUAUUCUCAAUACACUUAUAUUUUGUCAGAUCCCUACCAGUGACAAAGACAUUUGUCAGCCUCCUCUUAAGCCAAACAUUCUGGAUUCAUGUGGCUGUGAGUUUUUCAUAUUUUCUUUUGUGACUUUCCUUGUGUCUUCCAGAUUCUGGAUGUUUUUGUUUUUGUAGUUUUUCACAAGAAACUGGAUGAAGUUUGUUUUGAAAAUUCAGCUGAUUCUCUGGGUUUACAAAACUUAGGUGGGUGCUAGACUUACAGUGAGCUGUGUAGUGAAAAUGGUAAAUUUUCAAGCUAAUUUGCAUUUCUCGUAGGUAUACAAAUAAUGGAUAUCAUUCAUGCAAGCAGGACCUUUUGUUAAAGCUUGGAGAUACUUUUUCAGUCUCAUGCUGGGUUGCAGGUGAUCAUGCACACAUGCCUCUGCAUACCUUCAGUUAACAUACCUUCAACCAGGAUAAUGUGUAGAUGUACUUAUACUUACGCUGUCCACCAUAACUGUUGUUGAGAUCUUUGCCCUUAAGAUGGAGACAUGAGAUGGGGUAGAGCAGUAGCUUGUGGAUGCUGAAAGGAGCUUGUCUUGGCAGAGGUAAACUAAACACUCCUUGAUUUGCUAAAGUAGACCUGAUUAGAUAUCUGGUAUCAGGCAAUAAGGAGAAGACUGGCCCCCCCCUCACUUCUACACACAGAAUGGGCAGUUUGAUCUUUAGCUGGUUUGCUUACAACUUUUGCUGUGGAAGGGAUAUGGGCAGAUGCUGUAUCAGGACGGGUAUGGGACAGAGCAGGCUCAGAAAGGAGAGGAGACAGUGCUGGUAUCUAUUCCACAUAAGACGUUAAUAGUGCUUGUAUAUAUUCCUGAGAAGAUACUGACAAUGCUUUCUUUCUUCACCCUCUCCCUUUUUGAGCUGUAUCUCUCCCACUGGGAAGGACUUGGAAAACACUUCUGGCUGCUGCAUGACAAACAUAAAGAUUGAGGGUCAGUGGUGGGCAUAAACAUGAGAUGUAAACACACAUUAUCACAACCUGGACGUCUGUGUACGCUGAUCACUCUUACUUGGAAAAAAAAGAAGUAUUCUAAACACAAACAACAAGCGUUGGCAAAACAAGCCCCCAAUCGUAAACCAAGUAAGACAAAAAAAAUAUUAGAUGAAAUGUUUCAACAAUGGCAAUGGCGAUGAAUGUGAGAAAAUGCACCUUCAUAGUAUGCUGGUCAAACAAAAUGAAAGAAUGUAUGCACCCAGUUACAUUCAGAGCCCAAUUUGACCCCAAGCAUUGUGCAUUCUUCAGAGGACAUGUUAUAUUGCUAUGUUAUAUCACUCGUGCUCAGAUUCUCAGUCAGGUAUAGUUUAUAUCUGUGAUUAUCCUUUCUAAUCAUUUAGAAAAUUAGCAUAUUUAAGAAAUCCUAUGAUGAUAAUCUUAGCCCUAGAAGCCUAAAAUGUUGCUUGGAUGAAUAUUUGUGCUUUUGUUUCUGUUGUAGCUUUUGCGAGUUUUUUUACAUGAGUGUACAUUACCUUAGCCAGUAGGUUAAUGUUAUCCCUUCCUUUAUGAGCUUUACAAAUGAGCAAAUAUAUUGUAUGAAUAUAAACAAAUACACUGUUCAUAUGUGCAUGAAAUUUUUUGAAAGUGAAUUACAGCUCCAUUGACAAGAUGGAAUGACUUUGAUCCCCUACUCUACAAAGUCAAUGAAUUUGUACUGGCUGUGACAUCAGUGAGUUACGUACCUACUGGAAAAUCAAUGACACGACGUAAACUUUUUCUUCCAUUUCCAAUACUUUGUUUCUCGAGAAUUUUUAUAAGUAAAUUUAAUACCUAUGCUUAUGCAUGCUAUACAAUAAAUAGUUUUGGUUCUGUACCUUUCAGUUUUUUGUAUUCAGUACAAAAGUUGAACUCUAACAUGCCUGAAGCUCAUGACCCAAAAUAUUCAUCAAUUAUUUGACCUAUGUAACUAAGUUAUAAUUAAACUGAUUUAACCUGUCAUGAAUGAGAAGUAAUUGUGUGUGGCACACAGUAGCUGAGUAUGGCCCAUUUCAACAUGCAAAAGACAGUUUAUUUACUUAAUAAAAAAUUUAGAUUUCAUAUAUACUGAUUAAUGGAUGACAUUUCAGUAUUCUGCAGUGUUUUUGAAGAUUUAUUUCAUAUAUGGCAUUGUUUGUAGAACAUCUACAUAAGUUUUUUAAUUUUAAGAGCUUUACAGAAAUCUGUGUAGUAAAGUCUGCUGCGAUUCAUGGCACAGGUAUGAUAAUUUAUCUACCAAUUUAUCUCUAUUUACAAUGUGCAAAUGUAUCUAUUGGUAACCCACAAACAUUUGCACUCCUUGGAUUUCACAUAGAAGACACUAACAGUUCUGCAUUAUUCUCAAUUUUACCAAUUUUACCUCGAAUAAGUUUGGAAUUGGAAGGAAUUGUUCACAUUGUAUAUAUUACCAUUUUGUUUUAACACUUUGCUGGUUAACUGUUUAGUUUUCCAUAGGAUUAGUAUUAAAUCAUGAAAAAUUAUAAAUUUACAUGGAAAUGACAGGAUAUCUGAAUUUGCUCAGUUGUGGCUGGCUGUUAAUUGGUAAUCCUCAUGCACAAAGUUGAGCCUAAGCUAGUUGUGUACUGUAAAUUCCAGUAUAUGGAGUGGUUUGUAUGUCGUAGCUCGAAUGAGGCACAAAUCGCCUUUGAAACAAAUCUAAAAUUGGCUCCAUAUUCUUGUCUGUUGUCAAAAGAAUUUUUAUUUUCAUUGUGUAAUUUACAGCAGUUUUGUUACAUUUUAUCAUACUGAAACACAUUUUAACAUUACAGGUGUCAAAACCCUUUGAACAGAUUGUGCAACCCUAAUGUAGAUGUUAGAAAAGAAGAAAAAACUGUUACAAUGCUUGAAAGAAACUACUGUAGAGUGUAAAAAAAAAAUGGGCUUCAAAAGAUCAGUCUAGACUUCUUUUUAAUGGCAUAGAUAAUUUUUUUGUAUAGAUGUAUUUUUACAAUUUUGUUGGUGUUCCAGAUAUUUUUGCUUUUAAAUUUUAUUGCUAACAUUAUUCAAGUGCUCAAGAUCACUAUUUUCCUUUUUUCUUUUUUUUUCUUUUUGUUACUACAGUAUAUUUUACUGCUAAGAUGAUUUCAGUCUGUGCCCCUAAAUGUCAGUUUCCUUAUGUAAUUGAAGGAAAAUAUUAAACUUUUAAAACAAAUUUAUAUAUUUUGUGAAGUAUUCUAUGUAUAUACAUAGCAACAUCCCAGCUCAUUAUUUUUUACACAUUUGUCUCACAGCGGAGGAUUUUUCCUCAUGAGGUACAAGUUUGAUCAAAUUCUCCUAUACUGUACAAGCAGUGUUUUGUUUUUUGCUAGCCCUCAGUUUAUAUUUUAUAUUCAUAAUUUUAGCUGGGUGUCUUUAGUAUUGAACUUUCCAUGUUGAAUCUUUAAAAUUGUGUUGUUGUGAAUUCUAAGUUGUAUCCAUGUCUUGCAGAAACUUUCAGUCAAAUUUUAUUCUGCCGUUGCUGUCUCGUGCCGUAGUUUGGUAUUUUAUUUAAUAGAAUCACUCUCACUGCGAGCAGCUUUCGAAGCAGUAAUAUAUACAAAGCACUUUUCAUCUUAGAAUCUAGAACCUUUUUAUGGCUGUGGUUUUUGUCACUUUCCAGAUUUUUCUCUGUAUCAGUCAUUAGAUUCUUGAGGUUUGCUUUUCUAAAGUAGUCUACCAUUUUCCAUAUAAUUUCUUCAGAUAUAAAAUGCAGAAGCUAUAUACUUUCAUGAAAAUUUUGCUGUUAUAUAUAUCACUGUACUUUAUUAUUACAAGGAAAUAAUAAAUGUUGUAUUUUCUUUUGGACAGAUUUUCUUUGUACUAUUAUACAGUAUAUAGUGCCAUACCGUAAUUUAAUGUUGAAAUCUUUAUCUUACCAAACAUUAAAUUGCCAACACAUACGUCACAUCUUUUUUAACAAAUAAUUAUGUUUUUAUUGCUAUUUACUCAAAAGAUUUGUUCAUUAGAUUGUAUUUGAACAAUAGGCAAGUACAUACGUAUAUGCCUUGUUAAUCAACUUGGACUUCACAUGUUUGUAAGUUUAAUUGGUGCUUGCAAUGAAGAGGUCUCUUUAUGAUCUAGGUAAUUGGCAACUCCAGGGAGGCAUGGCACGUUGAAGAAAUGUGAAUUUUAUGUCUCAAGUGAUCUAAAAUAAGAUCGUCAUAUGUCUCAGAGGUAAAGUUUAAUCCCAUAAGAAAACAAACUUGCAUUUGAUACAAUAGUGAUGCAGGCAAAACAGUGACCUGUGUUAUCUAUGUGUCAGUCAAAAUUUUGUGAGCAAAAAGCUGCCUGUGUUUCAUCUUUAGAAGAAUUGGUGCUCGAACAGAUGCUUUGGUGAAGCAAUAUGAAGUUGCUCCUUCUUUGACUAGGCUACUUGGGAGUUUAUCUGCUAGAACUGUUUUAGUAAGGAACUUGUUGCAGCCACAUGGAAAUUACUGUCUACAUUCAGAAUCUAACCGUUACAUCCAGAAAGCAUUUUAUAAAAAAGAAAAUUAAGACUUUAUUAUGAGCUGUCUGUUGUACAAAGUUUUUUCUAAAUCUAGCUACUCUAGUGUACAGUCAAGAAUUGUUCACCUUGUAAACUGUAAAAUAGUUUCCAAUUUGUGCUCACCUAUUAUAAAUACUUUUGUAAAUAUUGUAUUCAAAAUGUUUUUGUGGUUUGAACUUUUUAAUUCAGGUACUUUGUAAAAGUAGUUUUGAAUAAGCAAAGUUCAGCAUAUCUUCCAUUAGAAAGACUCAACAGAAUUAUGUAAUACAGCGGUAAAAAGACCAUUUGCAAACGAUAUGUUGCUGUGAAAUCUGAAAAAUAAAGCAUAAAUUUUCUUAUGUUUCUGUCUGUUAUUAAAAACUGAAGAUUGAUAAAGCAGCUAUGUUUAGAAAGAGCUAUGUUUUUGGAAUAUGCUGUAGUAGUUGUAAAUCAGGUGAUUUAUAACUAUAGCACUUUAUGCUGCUGACUUUGUUAUUUUCACAUUAGAUUUUUUAAUGUAUCUUUUUCAUAUGUCCCUUGGAUAUGCCUAUUUUGGUGCAUCUUUCAUUUGAGAUUAUUUUUUAUAUUUCGUGUAUUAAGUUUGUUGCUUGAUAAUAAAUAUUUAUUUACUUC
This is a messenger RNA of Macrobrachium nipponense, 8419 nucleotides long. Its product is annotated as monocarboxylate transporter 10-like. Gene Ontology annotation, biological process: transmembrane transport. The transcript has 12 exons. Bases 494 to 2260 code for a protein of 588 amino acids. The record is from RefSeq and is a predicted model, not a curated record. Gene Ontology annotation, cellular component: membrane. NCBI's taxonomy places the organism in Eukaryota, Metazoa, Arthropoda, Malacostraca, Decapoda, Palaemonidae. Gene Ontology annotation, molecular function: monocarboxylic acid transmembrane transporter activity.